Arabidopsis arenosa is the source of this 815-nucleotide messenger RNA. The record is from the annotation of a GenBank genome assembly. NCBI's taxonomy places the organism in Eukaryota, Viridiplantae, Streptophyta, Magnoliopsida, Brassicales, Brassicaceae.
AACUUCUUCUUCUUCUACUUCUUCUACUUCUUCUUAUCUCGUAGUAUAUGACCAUGGAUUCUAAGGGAGUGUCACUACCCAUCCACGCGCAUCUUAUGAUGCCAUGGACUGAUCUAAGGAGAGGUGAUUGUUGUGGACGCUUGGAAGUUAUCAGUGAUGGUUACUAUUGUAAAACCUGCGAUUUUUUCGUUCACAAGAAAUGUGGUGAGUUCUCCGAAUAUAUCGAGCAUCCAUCUCACUCUAGUCAUACUCUUCAGCUUGAAAGCUAUCCAGUUUUUGAUUGCAAGUUAUGUGGAAGGAACAGAGAUUGCAAGUACUUUGUUCAGAAUCUCUUUUGUUGUGAGAUUUGUGACUUCACGAUGGAUCUAUAUUGUGCCAAGUACCCUCCACCAGAGGUUAUUGACAUUUCUCAGAAACAUCACCACAAGCUCACCCUUCUCAAGGAGCUGAUCAAGUUCGAUUGUGAUGCUAAAUGUGGUAUUGAUGGUUAUGGGUUUCCAUACAAAUGUCAUGAAUGUGAUUUAGCUUUCCAUGUGGAUUGUGUAUGGCACCCAUCAAAGUUAAAAUACCCGUUAGAGGUAAACCACUCUUCCCAUCCUUGCACCCUCUUAAGCUCCUCAUGGGUAGAUCACCCGAAUAUUCUGAUGGAAAAUGUCGUCUUUGCGGAUUGAAGGUUGAUGAAUUCUUUUAUCAUUGUUCUUCUUGUAACUUCACCUUGGAUAUGCGUUGUGUUUUAAAUCCACCACAACAAUCUCUUCUGGAUUUGAAAACUCAUGAUCACCAGCUUACCCUUAUCCCAAGGCUCGAUUCUUUUA